This is a messenger RNA of Coffea eugenioides, 1280 nucleotides long. RefSeq names its product transcription factor MYB58-like. The coding region runs from base 1 to 1071 and encodes 356 amino acids. Lineage: Eukaryota; Viridiplantae; Streptophyta; Magnoliopsida; Gentianales; Rubiaceae. The record is from RefSeq and is a predicted model, not a curated record. The transcript is spliced from 3 exons.
AUGGGAAGGGGAAGGGCUCCUUGCUGUGAUAAGAGCAAAGUCAAGAAGGGGCCUUGGAGUCCUGCCGAGGAUUAUAGGCUCAUCUCUUUCAUUCAGAAGCAAGGCCAUGCUAACUGGCGUGCUCUUCCAAAACAAGCUGGGCUGUUGCGAUGUGGAAAGAGCUGUCGAUUGAGGUGGAUUAAUUACCUAAGACCUGACGUCAAGCGAGGCAACUUCACCCCUGAAGAAGAGCAAACCAUCAUUAACUUGCAUAACGCUCUGGGAAACAAGUGGUCUAAAAUUGCAUCUCAUUUACCAGGAAGAACUGACAAUGAGAUCAAGAAUGUUUGGAAUACGCAUUUGAAGAAAAGACUGGUUCUUGGAAAUGAUGAUGCUAACUGUCAUCAAAAAAUUGAAACUAGCAACUCAUUCACAAGUUAUUCUGCUUCGCCUUCUCCUUCCUCCAGUUCCUGCAUCUCUUACGGGGACCUGAAUACGGAAAAAGGACCUGGGGGCGAUCAGGAGGGCCUACACUCCAAAGUUGAUGAGCAGCAGGAACCGUGCACUUCGCCAACUCAUCCAAAUGCACCUAAUCUGGAAAACUUCAGCCAACCUGCUGAAGAAACCUGCUCGCUCGACAGCUGCAUUAAGUCAAAGGCAUCUCCUGAGGUUCGAAAGACCACGACCGACGAACCUAAAGAAAUGGCUCAAGAUGGGAAUAUCAUGGAGAUCCCACUGGAGCCGGAUGCUGAUUUUUGGAACUUUUUGGACGGUUUAGAUCCUAUGGAUAAGUCCACUGAAUCUCAACCACAGCAGGAAUAUGGGGUCUCCCAGAGCUCAAACUCGGGAGAAAACCAUCAGGAAGAAGUUCAUGAAUACAAGAGGUGGUUGAGAUACUUGGAAAAUGAACUUGGACUCGUUGGAGGCAAUGAUGGGGAAUGUCCACAAAAGGGUGCAGGCGCAGAACAGCAGCAGCAGCAAUUAGUCACAGAUACUUCAGACGAUGAGAUGAUGUCUAGGCCAGAAUUUGAUCCAGCUGCUAUGGCUUACUUUUCAAUGUGGCCUUCUUCGCCUCAAAACUUUGGUAUCUGAAGUCAAACUUGGAACUUGUGAUUCGUGGAGAUCACCGAACUUAGCAUUGACAAACUUUGUUAUCUAGCUAAUGAAUUAGUAAUAACUAGGAAUCCUUUCACAUGAAACAGAGGUAUACAUACAAAAAGUACAAACACAGGGCAUUCUCAUGUAUGAUCUGGUAUCUGUCAUUCUCCAGAGAUUGUAUCUUAGACUAAGACUGACGAAGA